Messenger RNA from Colletotrichum truncatum, 1008 nucleotides. RefSeq names its product cytoskeleton-associated protein. The record is from RefSeq and is a predicted model, not a curated record. Lineage: Eukaryota; Fungi; Ascomycota; Sordariomycetes; Glomerellales; Glomerellaceae.
AUGACUUUCAUGUCAUUUAUUCGCGAUGAGCGCCUCGUUCUCCUGGGAAUCGGCGCCGCUACGUUUGGCCUGGUCACUAUGAUGACCCAGAUGCUGACGUAUAUCCGCGACGAGAAUGAAGUGAAGGUAUCACCCCCCAAGACGCAAUACAUUACCCAGGAAACUGAGGACGCGCUUGGCUUGGAUACUCUUGACAAACUUCUCUGUCAUCCUAACUUUUCAAUUCGGGAUAUCGCGAUUAAGAUCCUUUGUGAUCGUGCUGUCAAUGAUGCCGACACAGUUCGAUACCUGCUUUUCGGCAUCACCCGGCCUGACUACGACACUCGCAUGCAGAGUCUUCGUGCUCUUGCCACACUGACUGGUCAGACCAACGACUUUGCAGAGGGACUCUCUAAACUGCACACAUGGAGGGCGUAUACAGCUCUUGUGAGGUCCCUCGAGUUGAGCCUGGAUGAUGUGGAACAUACGAAACUCGAUGAUAAGUACUGGGACGAAUACUAUUUACGGGACAUGGCUGAGCGGUUCUGUCUCAUGUUUGUCCUCGAGCUCAUCACCAAAUAUGGUGCCGAUAUGCUGGUCAAGGCCCAUUUCGUGGAGAAAUGGCUGGCCAAGCAGCCGUGGGGAGACAACGAAGCGGAGAUCCAGGAAAAUUUUAUUUACUACAUGGAACAUAAGAAUAACCGCAUUGUCGAUAUCGUCACGAGGAUUGCACAUACUACUGCGGGAGCGAAGGCAAUUGUUGCCUGCAAGUUGGCGUCCAAGACCAAUUUCAACCUUACUCCGGAUGCGAACAUUGCCGGCUUCACAAUUGCAUUACAGUCGACACUUUGCAAUGCGGAAACCGAAGAAGGACAGCCAUCAGUGGAGCAAGUGCCUCGUACGAGGGAGCACUCAGCUGAAGAGCAGCGCCUUAGGCGCCAACACCGUGAAGCAAUGGUGUUCAACGAUGGCACUCGGCCUAUUGGGAGGGAAGACAUAAUUGAGCGGAGCCACGAUUCUCCGAGCUGA